Molecule: messenger RNA, 1939 nt
Organism: Oncorhynchus gorbuscha (pink salmon)
Lineage: Eukaryota; Metazoa; Chordata; Actinopteri; Salmoniformes; Salmonidae
Product: E3 ubiquitin-protein ligase TRIM21-like
Exons: 2
Coding region: 82-1752 (556 amino acids)
Molecular function (GO): protein binding; zinc ion binding
Source: RefSeq, a predicted model, not a curated record
AGUGAAAGUAAACUAAAGCAAGGCUAACAACAACACAGCAGCACAGUGUCCAACAUUCAACAAGAAAACUCUCACACAGACAUGGCGUCCCUUAGCAGUCUCUUGUCUGAAGAGCAGAUACAGUGCUCUAUCUGUCUGGAUGUUUUCACUGAGCCAGUCACUACUCCUUGUGGUCACAACUUCUGCAAGGCCUGUAUCAGUGGAUACUGGAAUAAGCCUGGCCUGUGCCAGUGUCCAAUGUGUAAGAACAUGUUUUACAGAAGACCUGAGCUCAAAAUCAACACAACACUCAGAGAUGUUGCAGAUCAUUUUAAGAGGAUGAGAGACAGAGAUGAGUCCCUUGCUGAGCCUGGAGACGUGGCCUGUGAUGUCUGCACUGGGAGAAAGCACAAGGCCCUGAAGUCUUGUCUGGAAUGUCUGACCGCUUUCUGUGAAACUCACCUGCAGCCUCACAACAGAGUUGCAGGCCUGAAGAGACACAAGCUGAUCAACCCUGUGGAGAACCUGCAAGACAGGAUGUGUAAGAAGCACGACAGACUCCUGGAACUGUUCUGUAGGACUGACCAGAAGUUUGUGUGUACGUUCUGCACUGAGACAGACCACAAGACUCACCUCACCGUCCCUCUAGAGGAAGAGUGUGGACAGAGGAAGGCUCAACUGGGGAAGACUGAGGCAGAAGUUCAGCAGAUGAUCCAUGAGCGACUGCAGAAGGUUCAGGAGAUCAAACACUCAGUAAAAUUCAGAAAAAGAGCAGCAGAGCGAGAGAUAGCAGACAGCAUGGAGGUUUUCACUGAUCUGGUGCGCUGCAUUGAGAGAAGCCAGGCUGAGUUCAUUGAGGUGGUUGAGGAGAAGUUGAAAGCAGCAGAGUGGCAGGCUGAAGGGCUCAUUGAAGAGCUGGAGCAGGAAAUCACUGAGCUACAGAGGAGAUGCUCUGAGUUGGAGCAGCUCUUACACACCAAGGACCACCUCCACCUCCUCCAGAGCUCCCCACCCCUCUGUAAGCUUCCUCCCACCAGGAAGUGGUCUCAGAAAAGUGUCCACAGUCAGCUGUGUCUGGGAAAUGUAAGGAGAGUUGUGUAUCAACUGGAAGAUGCUCUUCACAAUGAGAUGGAGAAGCUGCCUGACAUCAAGCUGAAGAGGAUGCAGCAGUAUGCAGUGGAUGUAACUCUGGACCCUGAUACAGCAUUUCCAUUCCUCAUCCUUGGUAAGAAAAAUAGGAAACAAGUGAGAUGUGGAGACAAGAAUCAAGAGAAUCUCACUAAUGAUCCAAAGAGAUUUAAAAAUAGUUUCUCUGUCCUGGGUAAGGAGGGUUUCUCCUCUGGGAGAUUCUACUAUGAGGUGCAGGUGACGGGGAAGACAUGGUGGUGGCUAGGAGUGGCCAGUGAAUCCAUAGACAGGAAGGAGAGUUUAAACCUGAGCUCUGAUGGACUCUGGACUGUGUGGCUGAAUGGUGAGAAUGGGUAUGGAGCCAACAAUUACUACCCUGUCCGCCUCUCCCUGAGAGAGAAGCCCCAGAAGGUGGGGGUGUUUGUGGAUUAUGAGAAAGGUCAGGUCUCCUUCUAUGAUGUGAAGGACAAGUCUCAUAUCUACUCCUUCUUUGGAUGCAAUUUCACCGAGAAACUCUAUCCAUAUUUCAACCCCUAUCUUAGCUGUAGUGGUGAAAACUCAGCCCCACUGGUCAUCUCCUCUGUCAAAUCACACACAGUGAAACAAGUUGUCACUAAAAUGUCAAAUACUCAGCUCAGCAGUUGAUUAGUUUGGGGUACUACAGAUCAAUAUUGUUGGGUGUGCAUCUCAAACUGUAUAAAGUGUAAUCAAAGACUCGAGGCUGUAAUCGCUGCCGAAGGUGCUUCAACAAAGUACUGAGUACAGGGUCUGAAUACCUAUGUAAAUGUGAUAUUUCAGUAAAAAAAUAUAUAAUAAUAAAAAUAAAAAUAAA